Lates calcarifer (barramundi perch) is the source of this 6312-nucleotide messenger RNA. Its product is annotated as polyhomeotic-like protein 1. Gene Ontology annotation, molecular function: protein binding; zinc ion binding. The transcript has 15 exons. Gene Ontology annotation, cellular component: nucleus; PRC1 complex. Lineage: Eukaryota; Metazoa; Chordata; Actinopteri; Centropomidae. Bases 1043 to 3793 code for a protein of 916 amino acids. The record is from RefSeq and is a predicted model, not a curated record.
UAAAAAAGAGUGACUGUUGCUGUAAGUUGGUGUAAAAUCUCAUUCAUGCUCGGCAUAAAAUAAAAUAAUAAAACUCAAAGCCAGUACUAAGGGUAUGAUAUAAGAUGUAAGAAACAAUGCAAUGAAUUGUCUUUACUCUGUUAAUGGAUUACUAACAUUAUUACAUAACUAACAUUAGUUCAUACUGUAUUUUUCUAUAUUUCUUCUCCACCUUGAACAAUGAAAAUACUGUAUGGAAUCUAUCAGUUAGAGCCUAAGUCUGACAUGUUUUAUUCAUCUCAUAUGUAACCACCGACAGAUAUAACAAGUAAGUAAAACAUUGUCAUAUUAACAACACACAAAAAGAAAAGAAAAGAAAAAAAAAAAAGAUAAUAAUACAUCUGGGCUCAUACCAUUCCAAAUUCAGGACACUUGGUGGCACUGAAACGAAAUAAGGCCUGUUGGUAUCAUGGAGAAUUCCCCCUGAUUUAGCAGAGAUGAUGUUUAUAUUUUAGGAAUGAGUCUGUAGGUCACUUUUACAGAUUUCUGUCUUUAAGUCAUUUUCAUUUUCAUUAAAUUAUUAAUAAUUUUAACAUAUCGGAACCAUGCAAGAAACUAUUUAACAUUCUCUCCCUUGGUUUGUUUUGUUUCAUUUAAUAAAUGAAUAGAAUUUGUGCAUAUCUGGGGAGAAGAUGUUAUGAACUCCUGCUCGGUGUCCCAGACCGGCUCGGUCCGGUCGAGGAUGAAGUGAACCCGGGGGUAAAGUGUCCCCCUCUCGCCGUCCUGCUGCUCCGUCAUCCCGUCGCGCCGGAAAAGGCAGAGCAGCGGAAAAAGGAGGCGUUGCCCUCCAACAACACAUCAGCUGCAAAUUUAUGCAAAACAGUAAAAGCACCAUCGUUGCUGCUGCUGCUGCUGCUGCGGCCGUCCUGCAAAGAAAAAGAAAAGAGCAACAACAAACAUCACGGUAAGAAAACGCUCCGGAGGCUGCUGAGUCGCUCGGAGUCGUUUUCCAGCCGGUAGCCGGUGCAGGAGGAGGCAGAAGACCCGGACCGGUGACGCAGCCAUGGAGACAGAUGGAGAGCAGAACCAGCAGGGGGCCUCGACCAAUGGGAGCGCUGCGUCCGGGACCAGCUCCCGCCCCUCUCCCAUGAACUCCAUGUCUCUGUAUGAAAGACAGGCAGUGCAGGCCCUGCAGGCGUUACAGAGGCAGCCCAAUGCUGCUCAGUACUUCCAGCAGCUGAUGCUGCAACAGCAGAUCAACAACGCCCAGCUGCAGAACCUGGCCGCUGUGCAACAGGCUACACUGGCUGCAAGUCGUCAGUCAAGUCCUUCCAGCAGCAGCUCGUCUCAGACCACCAGCACCACCGCUGCCAGUGUAACAUCUGGAGCAGGAUCCACAACCAGCAGCCGUCCUAUGGGUGCCUCGGCAACUUCCACAAUCAGCCAAUCGGUGCUUCUGAGUGGGACGGCAGGAGGACAGGGACAAAUGUACCUGAGGGUCAACCGCUCCCUGAGAGCCCCCAUCUCCUCACAGCUCAUCUUUAUGCCCGGCAGCACGGCAACCGCUGCUGUGGCAACUGUCACCCAGCAGCCACAGGCUCAGCAACAGCAGCAAGAGGUGACUCCAACUUCCUCUUCCAGCAGCCAAUCAGACAAUGACCAGGUGCAGAAUCUAGCCAUGCGAGGUGUGUCCAGUCCCAAAGGUGUGGGUGUUAAGACUGAAGCCCCGGAGAGGAGUGACUCGGCGGCCUACUCCCUGGUCCAGCCCUCCCACCAGCCAAACUCCCAGUCUCCCACUAAGCCAAGCCAGCCUCAGCCCCAGCCCCCCCACAUCAAAAUCCCCACGUAUCCCCAGCCCACCAACCUCAAAGCCCACCCCUCCUCUUCCUCUGGUGCCUCCUCCUCCUCCUCUUCCUCCACCUCUUCCAUCCCUCUCUCCCAGCUCCUGCUCCAUGGAACCCGGACCCUCACCACAGGAACCACAGCUCCCACAGCAGCACACACCCUGGUCCUAACGUCCAAUGCGGCAUCUCAGCCUCAUGGGUACCCAGUUGGCACAGCGACCAUCAAACCAGCGGUCAACGCUCAGACUCUGGUGGUGCAGCCUCUGCAGAAGACCUCACUCAGCACAGAGAAAUCGGGCCACGGUAACGGACCCAUCCCCAUCCAGCCUAAAACUCUGCAGGGGCUCCGUCUGCCCCUCCAGCUGCCUUCUAGGAACCCCCCUCCCAUCCUGCCUGCCCCACCACCAGCCAGCAGCUCUGCCCAGCCUGCCCAGCCUCCCCAGCCGCCGCACAUCCCAGUCCAGAUCGUGGGGGCCAGGCAGAGCACCCUGGGAAACGCCCAGGCUCUGGCUCUGGCCCGGGGCAGCUGCAGCCAGGACGGAGCCGCCGUCCUCACCAGCUCAUCCAGCCUGCUCACCAUGGUGGCUUCCAUCGCUUCCAGGGAGGGUGGGGUCGUGGGCCGCGGAGUGGGGCUAAAGGCGCUUCAGUCGCCCCAGGAGGCUCCCCCGUUGGCUCAGGUCUCUCAAGUGCAUCCGCAGGCCAAUCAAAGCUCUGGACAGAAUCAGAACGGAUCCCUAGCCUCAAGCACCGCCUCGUCCCAGUCCCCCACCGUUUCCUCUCCUCCCUCUUCGCUGUCUCGUUCCACCCUCUCCCUCCCCCUGGCAACUGAAGAGCAGAGAGGAGCGUCGGCUGGUGUGACCACCAAUGGAGACUCAUUGGGAAACCAGACACCACAGGGAAAGCAGAUGACUGUCUCACUAAAAAGGAAAUCAGACUCAAAUUCAGCCAAUGAUGAAGAUGGCCCCUCCCCCCCACGGAUCCAGCCCGUCAGAGAUCACACCUCUGUGCUCACAACCAAUCCUACUGAAGCAGGAUCUGGGCCUCCUCCUCCCGCCCCGCCCUCUCCCUCCCCAGUCUUGACGGUGUCCCGUGGGGUAUGCGGUCAAGGGGAGAGAGCUCCUCCCCCUCAAGCCGUGGUUAAACCUCACGUCCUUACACACCUUAUAGAGGGCUUCGUCAUCCAGGAAGGGGCAGAGCCUUUCCCCGUAUGUGGUCCAGUAAAGGACUCGGCUGGUGAGGAUUUAACAAACGACAGUCCGGACACCAACCAAUCAGAGACUGUUACCACUGCAACAGUGCUUAAGUGUGAGUACUGUAAAAACUUUGCUCCUGCCAGCCAGUUCAGAGGCACCAAAAGGUUCUGCUCCAUGUCUUGUGCCAAGAGUAUGUAUUGGUUCCCCAGGUACAACGUCAGCUUCAGGCAGCACUUCUGCGUGCGGCAGGGUCACAGCCAGGGUCAAGGUCAGGAUCACGCUCCAGAUCAGAAUCAAGGCCAAGGUCACCUCUCCAACUCAGAUGAGGAGGGAGGAAUUGCCAGGCGAAGGGUUCCCCGCAGGACCAGCUCAGAAAUAGCCAGUGCCAAGAUAGCAGGGAGACCCAUACCUGUCAAGUGCCGUUCAGAGUCCAGCCACUCAGACGAGGAGUCCAGUGGAGAGGAGGACGAAGACGACCCCAUGUCCCUCUCGCCAGCCUCCUCGGCAUCCUGCCACCAGCCGCCGCCUCCUCUCCCCACGGAGAGUUCUGCACCCAGCUGCCUGCCUGCUGCCCCCGCCCAGUGGAGUGUGGAGGAAGUGUCGCAGUUUAUUUCCUCGCUGCAAGGCUGUGAGGAGCUCGCCUCCCAGUUCCUGUCGCAGGAGAUUGACGGACAGGCCCUGCUGCUGCUGAAGGAGGAGCAUCUCAUGUCCACCAUGAACAUCAAGCUGGGUCCCGCCCUCAAGAUCUGUGCCCACAUUAAUAAUCUGAGAGACUGAUGUCAGUGUUUCCAAAAAUCCACCAUGUUCAAAGUCAAGCCCUGGGCAUUUACCCCAAACUCUUGUUCUGCUUCCAGUUCAGACAUGGAACUGGUUCCAGAGUCCUGCAGGUGAAUGUAUGAGGUAAAGUUCAUUUUCAAAACAAAGGCUCUUGAGCCCAAACUGGGAGCUGCAGCACUUGAAUCUGUCAUUGCUCUUGACCAUAUUUUCAAAGGUCGUAUUUGCACAGGAGUGUUGUGAAUUCCUUACAAAUCUGUCCUGUCUGUGACUCGCAAAAUACACUGCAGUUUGCAGACUAUAUUUUGCUGAAGAUACAUGUCUUCUAAAAUGCUGUGUCUGUGUGAAAUCAGUGCUCAGUCAGAACCGAGUGAUUUCAUUUUGCUUUUUAGAUGCACAAUUUCAGUUUUACACCUGUUGUGUAAAAUGCAGAAAUGGAUUUUGAAUGUAUUUUCAAUGCAGAGAUCACUUGUAUUGAGUGCAAUGGGCAAACAAGGAUAAACUAAAAUACAGUAAUUGUACAGGAUUCUGACAUUUUACAAGUUAUGUACAAAUAGGGCUGCUCUUUCUACAGACCUAGGCUGUGUUGGUCUUAUUUCAAGUUUUGCCCUUUCUCCUAACUUCAGAUGUCAGGAUUAUUUUCAUUGAGAGUCUGUGUUGGUUCUCAUCUAGUUUAGCACUCAAAGCUUUUUUCUGAAACAUGUUUAUGAUUACAGCUCUUCGCCUGGUUAAGCCACAGUCGGCAUAGAAUUUGGACAGAUAUGCAGCAAAGAAAGACGUGUUCAGUCAAUAUGUCAAGAUUACAGUUGAUUUUAUUUUCAGAAAGGAUUUUGUAAGGGAAGCACUCUGAUGAUUUUGAUCUUUAAUGUUAUGUGUGUAAGAAAAACUAGUACUUUCAGCAUCAUAAUCACUUUGUAACAAUAGGUAUCAUUUGUAAAUGGUGGCACUUUUUUUUUGAAGUGGCCUAUUCUAUAACUUACAGGGUAUAGUGAGAGUACAGGGUACUGGCUAAAGAGAUGCCAGACCACAGUCCAAAUGAAACCCAAAUCCCUCAAGGUUCAGAGAGCAUUUUAUAUUUCAAGGGCAAAAAAUGCUGCAAAAAUACUGAUGUUACAUUUGUUUUAGUCACAUCUGUUUCUUGUUUUUACACUCAGAGCACAUCAGCAGUAAACAAACACACUACUGCAAAAUGCUUUUCCAAAACUGUUUUCACAUUUACAGUUUUUCACUCGGUAUGUUGAGAUACAGCCUUUUUAAGUUUUUUAAACAGGACUUACUGUUGACUCUACUCUUUGAAAGGAUUGUAAUCUGCAAAAUCUUUGACUAUUUUUGUUCUGUCAGGCAAUUUCAAGAUUUUCAAAUGGUACAACCAGCUGCUUCUGAUCUGUGUGAUCUGUGUUUGUAUGAGUGACGGGUAACGUCACGGGCUUGAUUUUGUGUAGUGACAUAAAGUUAAAAAGAAAAUGCUGAAAGAGAUGAAGAAUGGGAGUAAUCAGCAAAUGUGAUGAUAAGCUUUUAAUUUGAAGUAACUUUAAGCUGUGUUUUUGAACAAAACCAGAAAGUCCAUUAAUAAGAAGAGACUGGUAGCUACAUGUGGACCUAUGUUUUUGAUGGAUGAAAAAAAAAAUCAUACCUGACUGAAUGAGUGUGUGAAUGUGAAAACCUUAAGCUAUACUGUAAUAAGUGUAAAAUUUGCCUUUAUAUUUAAAUGCACAUUUGUUUGCUGGACUGCCUUGUUUAAGCUUUUUACUGUAGGAGUUUUCUCAUGUUAUCUCUCUGUGAACCUUGUGGCCUUUCUCACUAGUCUCUACAAUAGGUUUAGAUAAGGAUUCUCUGUUUUUUAACUGCUUUUCAUAUCAUUCCUUGUUUUAUAUUAGUGCUUACUUUUUUACAAUUGUUACUUCAAGCAAUGACAUGUGUUGCCUUUCCCAAAAAGCGUGACUGAAUAGUAGCUACCUUGAUCAAGGAAACUUGCUGUCUUCCUCAUAGCUUUGUCACAUAGCGUGUAAUUACCAACAGUAUUUACCUUUCUAGCUAGCUAUCUUUGGCUUUAUUGUUAGUGACUGUGGCUAUUACAGUAUUUUCUUUCAAAAAGGACAAUAAUCUUUGAUAGCUGUGUGUUUAUAUGUCACAGUUGCCCCAGGAUUUUGGAGUCUUAAAAUCAGCUGGUCCCUCAGCAUAUUGUGAAAACCAAAAAAAACCACAAAAAAAAAACAGCACUUGUACUUCAUUACAAGUGAUGUGAGCCACAAUUUCUUACUGAAAUCAUUGCAGGUCUGCUGUGAUUACUGGUGUAACAUUUGUUAACAAGCAGACCAUUGCAAAGUUUCCCAAAAAGUAGCACUUUUCUCAGAAAAUAACAGUGGAUUCUACAAAAAUCUUUUUUAUGAAGAAGCUACUUCAGAAUCAAAAUGUGUUUCCUUGCAAUAAUCAAUAAAACUGCAAAAUCUUGGAGGGACUGGGUUUGAUGAGAGGUUAACAAUACUAUCAUGCAAAUAAAUAAUUAAGGAACUGUUUUAAAA